Messenger RNA from Selaginella moellendorffii, 4128 nucleotides. RefSeq names its product DNA-directed RNA polymerase III subunit 2. Lineage: Eukaryota; Viridiplantae; Streptophyta; Lycopodiopsida; Selaginellales; Selaginellaceae. Gene Ontology annotation, cellular component: RNA polymerase III complex. The transcript has 37 exons. Gene Ontology annotation, molecular function: ribonucleoside binding; DNA binding; DNA-directed RNA polymerase activity. Bases 530 to 3961 code for a protein of 1143 amino acids. Gene Ontology annotation, biological process: DNA-templated transcription. The record is from RefSeq and is a predicted model, not a curated record.
AUUUACUAACUAGGAGGUAGAGGCAUUUAGAGAGGAAGAGAGGGAGAGAGCUAUUCCUUUCUCUUUCUCAACUCGAGAGGAGAAAGAAACGAAAGAAGAGAAUUUCUAGCUUUUUGUUGUUGUAUUACUUCCGCCAUUUAAUUGUUAUAGCGAUAAGUAUUUAGCAAUGCUUGUUCUUGAGAAGAUUCCACGUCCAUGGAGCUCUUUCCUGCGAAUAUGCUCGAUCGACCAUGUGGUAUUUCCAAGAUUUUUGCGAGAGCGCGGCAAUCCGGCCAGGAAUCUCUUCACCUGGAUUUCCAUGCUGCGGGCAUUUGCCGGAUUGAUCCCACACGAGGCAUCGCGAUGCCGAUCCCAGGGAAUGCUUGUUUGAUGCGACGCUGGGCGGGAGAUCCAGGGAGUCCGUGCAGAUUGGAGGUCUUUCCGCGAGGAUUUCGUCUUCCAGUGCGGUACCGCGGUGCUAGGGUUCUGCUCGAUCGAUGCCGGAGAGGAUAUUUGCUUCUCAAGAACCCUAGAAGGGUUUUGGGACCAGAUGUCUCCCGAGCAAGGGAGCUACGCUGGAUUGGAUGCGCCAGUGAAAACUGCUGUGGACAAGUUCCAGCUUCUUCCAGCGUUUCACAAGGUCCGGGGUCUUGUGAAGCAGCACCUCGAUUCAUACAAUUACUUUGUGAAUUGCGAGAUCAAGAAGAUCAUCCAUGCCAAAGGAAACGAGAAGAUCACUAGCGAUGUCGAUCCCAACUUUUACAUCAAGUUUUUGGACAUUUUCGUUGGAACACCAUCGAUCGAGCAAGACUACAUUCGGCAGGAUAUUACCCCGCAGCAGUGCCGCUUGCGAGAUAUGACGUAUUCUGCCCCUAUCAGUGUUGAUAUCGAGUACACAAGGGGCAAGGAUAUCAUAACUCGCAAGGGAAAGGAUGGCCAGGGAGCACAAGUAAUUGGACGCAUGCCAGUGAUGCUAAGGAGCUCUCGUUGCAUUCUUACUGGAAAAUCUGAUGCUGAACUUGCGAAGCUUGGAGAAUGCCCGCUCGAUCCCGGUGGCUAUUUUGUUGUGAAAGGAACAGAGAAGGUGAUUUUGAUUCAAGAACAACUUUCCAAGAACAGGAUCAUCAUUGACUCUGAUAGCACUGGGAGGUCGUUACAGCCUGUCACUAGCAGUACACAUGAGAGGAAAAGUAAGACGAAUAUCAUCAUAAAGCAUGAAAAAAUCUAUGUAAAGCUAAACGUGUUCAGCGACGACGUUCCCAUAGUUGUAGUCAUGAAAGCUAUGGGAAUGGAGAGUGACCAAGAGAUUAUACAGAUGGUCGGGACGGAUCCAAAGUUCGCUGGGAUACUUGCUCCUUCCAUGCAGGAAUGUGCUUCGUUGGGUGUAUACACAACUCAUCAAGCUCUUGAGUACCUUGGAACAAAGGUCAGGGUAAAUAGGCAAUGGGGCAGCAAGCAAACUAAGUCUAAGGUUGAUGAAGCCCGUGAUAUCUUGUUAAACGUUUUUCUGGCCCAUGUAGCUGUUCAUAAAUACGAUUUCCGGCCAAAGUGCAUCUAUGUGGCACUGAUGCUCAGGCGGAUGCUAGAAGCGAUUCUUGAUAAAGAGUGUGUAGACGACAGGGACUAUGUUGGAAACAAGCGACUGGAACUCGCUGGCCAGCUUCUUGCUUUGCUGUUUGAGGAUCUCUUCAAAAGGUCUUGUAGUGAGCUGAAGAGCAAUGUGGAUCGCACACUAUCCAAAAUGAACCGUGCCUCUCAAUACGACGUUUCGAAGUCAUUGAAACCAGACAUGCUUACAAGCGGACUGGAAAAUGCAAUCUCUAGUGGGAAUUGGACAGUAAAGCGAUUCAGGAUGGACAAGAAAGGUGUCACGCAGGUAGUGUCAAGGCUCUCAUAUAUAGCUGCUCUAGGCCAUAUGACGAGAGUGGCGUCUCAGUUUGAGAAGUCGAGAAAAGUCAGCGGUCCUAGAUCUUUGCAGCCGAGCCAGUGGGGUAUGUUAUGUCCUUGUGACACUCCUGAAGGUGAAGGUUGCGGUCUCACAAAAAACUUGGCACUAAUGACACAUAUCACGACUGAUGAUGAGGAAGCGCCUCUGAUUGACCUGUGCACCAAUUUGGGAGUGGAGGAUAUCAACCUCUUGUCCGGAGAAGAGUUUCACUCUAAAAACGCGUUUCUUGUAAUGUUCAACGGUACGAUUCUCGGUAUUCAUCGCCGCCCGCAGCAAUUUGCGACGUUGAUGAGGAAGCUUCGACGGGCAGGAAAGAUUGGAGAAUUUGUCAGCAUUUUCGUUAAUGAAAAGCAGCGCUGCAUUUAUAUUGCUUCAGACGGUGGACGAGUCUGCAGGCCUGUGGUGAUCGCAGACCAUGGUGUAUCAAGAAUCAAGGAGCAUCACAUGAAGGAGUUAAAGGAUGGCUUUCGUACAUUCGAUGAUUUCUUAAGAGAAGGACUCGUUGAGUAUCUGGACGUCAACGAAGAAAACAAUGCUCUGAUAGCACUUUAUGAAAAAGAAGCAGACUCUACGACCACUCAUAUAGAGAUCGAGCCUUUUACAAUUCUUGGCGUUUGUGCUGGGCUGAUCCCUUAUCCCCAUCACAAUCAAUCACCACGUAAUACUUACCAGUGUGCUAUGGGAAAACAAGCGAUGGGUAAUAUAGCCUAUAAUCAGCUUCAAAGAAUAGACACGCUACUCUACCUUUUGGUCUAUCCGCAACGUCCACUUCUCACUACCAAAUCAAUUGAGCUGGUUAACUAUGACAAACUUGGUGCUGGUCAAAAUGCAAGCGUCGCGGUUAUGAGCUACAGUGGUUAUGAUAUUGAAGAUGCAAUUGUCAUGAACAAGGCCUCACUUGACAGAGGAUUUGGGCGUUGCAUCGUUUUAAAAAAGUUCAGUUGCCUGGUUAGAAAGUAUGAAAACCGUACAAUGGAUCGGAUUGUUGCUCCGCGACAGCAUGGUCAUGCGACGUCACAGUUGCUUGAUCAAGAUGGUAUUGCUUCUGUUGGGGAGAGAAUUUACGAUAAGGACAUAUUCGUGAACAAAGAGAGCCCGAAGGAUGUGAAGACCACUUUUUUAAAUCCUCUAGCUUUGCCUGACAGUGCCUAUAGGCCUACUCCCCAGCGUUACAAAGGGCCUCUUGGUGAAAGUGCAAUCGUCGACAAGGUUUUGCUGACUACAAACGAAAGUCAGCAGAUGGUUAUCAAGUGUCAAGUUCGACACACACGGCGGCCCGAGCUUGGAGACAAGUUUAGCAGCAGGCAUGGGCAAAAAGGUGUAUGUGGAACUAUAGUAGAGCAACAGGACUUCCCGUUCACAGAGCGUGGUGUAUGCCCGGACCUUAUCAUGAAUCCUCACGGAUUUCCAAGUCGUAUGACCGUGGGAAAGAUGAUUGAGUUGCUUGGAGGAAAAGCAGGCGUUCAAAGUGGAAAGUACCAUUAUGGUAGCGCUUUCGGUGAACCCAGUGGCCAUGCUGAUACUGUAGAAGCCAUAAGUGCCACCCUUGUCAAACAUGGGUUCAGCUACUGUGGUAAAGACCUUAUCUAUUCAGGUAUCACUGGGUGUCCUUUGCAAGCAUACAUCUACAUGGGUCCGAUUUACUAUCAAAAGCUAAAACACAUGGUUUUGGAUAAAAUGCACGCUCGCGCUCAAGGCCCUCGUGUAGUAUUGACAAGGCAGCCUACUGAAGGAAGAAGCCGAGAGGGAGGUCUGAGACUGGGGGAAAUGGAACGGGACUGCCUCGUCGCGUACGGCUCAAGCAUGCUCAUACUGGAGCGUUUGAUGAUUUCCAGCGACCAGUUUCAAGUGCAGGUGUGCACAAACUGCGGUUUGCUGGGCUAUUACAGCCACAAACUAAAAAUGAACUUCUGCUCGUACUGUAAAAACGGAGAGAACAUGGCCGCGAUGAAGCUACCGUAUGCAUGCAAAUUACUGUUCCAAGAGCUCCAGUCUAUGAACAUAGUUCCUCGUCUGCAACUGGCCGAAGCAUGAAAUAAAGCUCUUAAAUGCUUAUCAGGUUGCUUGUCUCUCGACGAAUUGGAAUGGAUUAUUCCACGUCGAUUCGAGAUUUUUGUGAGGCCGCGAGCUUGAUCGGAAAAACUUGGAUCAAGUUUAAUACAUCUCUGAAUAGAACCGCUGAUUUCUCGUUGGCAAAGGUA